AAAUGUGCCUCAGUACUGAGCAUCUUUGAUCCUGCACAGACAUCCUACUCCUGUUCUGUUCCUGACUUGAAGAUGUCAGGUGAUAUUCUCACACCUUGGCUCACAGACCAUCAGAGCUGUCCAGAUAUUAAAGGACCUUUCAUUGCUGGAGCUCCAAAGAAGAUCAGGAGCACCAUUCGCAGACAUAACAAUGCCACUCUUCUGACCCAAGAGCAGUUCCAACUUUUAAGCUCUCUGGAGAAUAUUUACAUCAAUAAUAACAUUCCCUGGAAAUCUUACCUUGAACUGAAGACCUAUCAGAUAAAAGCAGAAGUCCUGCUAAAUCAAGGCCUCACAGAGGAAGCACUUGUGAUGUAUCACAAAUUUUCAACACUCUUUAUGGAGAAACUCAGAAAAGGCCCGAAUAAGUGUCUUUCAGCUCGAAUAAGAUCCAAAAUCAACAAGACUAUAAAUAACAUUAAUGAAAAAGUUAAGAGCCUUAAAUUCACACUCCGAAGAAAUCAUACUAAGGAGUAUGAAGGCUACCUAGAUAAGAAGAAAAGAAAAGAGGAAGAAGCAAAAAACAAGGCGUUCUGGAAGCAUAGAAAAAAUCAUGGACAAAACUCCCGAGACUUCCCCAAAUUCAGCUCUCUUCUACAAAGACUUAUGAGUCGUGGAAAGGUGGGCCCCAGCCUGACACCAACAUCUACAAAGUCUGAAGAGCCUUCAGGAGGAAGCACACCUGUGAAACAAACAGUGGUGUGUGGCCCACAGGAAGCCAUCGAGGAGAUAACCCCCACCCCUUCAGCAGACACUCUUGGGGAGACUAAGGUGGUGAAAAGCCCAGUUCCGAACUCCAAAGGCCUCCGCCCUGUGAUCCUUCCAAAAGACUUAUGGGAUAGGUUCCUGCUUUCAGCGAAGAACAACACCAAAAAAAAAGUGGAAACAUGCGGAGUCUUAUGUGGUACCCUGGUAAAGAUAGGAAAGCUCCUUGUUCUGAGAAUGUUUCUUCCCCCUUGGCUUCCUAUGACUCCCAGAAAACAUAUCCAGGGGCUGUGUCUAUACUUAUCACUCCACAGAAGGAACCAUGGAUGACAAGGCCUGGCCACC
Molecule: messenger RNA, 1089 nt
Organism: Peromyscus eremicus (cactus mouse)
Lineage: Eukaryota; Metazoa; Chordata; Mammalia; Rodentia; Cricetidae
Product: STAM-binding protein-like
Exons: 8
Coding region: 73-1074 (333 amino acids)
Biological process (GO): protein K63-linked deubiquitination
Cellular component (GO): endosome; membrane
Molecular function (GO): K63-linked deubiquitinase activity
Source: RefSeq, a predicted model, not a curated record